This is a messenger RNA of Anopheles cruzii, 1851 nucleotides long. RefSeq names its product nitric oxide-associated protein 1. The record is from RefSeq and is a predicted model, not a curated record. Gene Ontology annotation, molecular function: GTP binding. Bases 1 to 1851 code for a protein of 616 amino acids. The transcript has 2 exons. Lineage: Eukaryota; Metazoa; Arthropoda; Insecta; Diptera; Culicidae.
AUGAUGCAGCAGGAAAAGAAACUAGCCAAGGAGGCAGCACAACUCAAACCCUUUCCGGUAGCACUGAAGCAAUUAAGCAGUGAGAGUUUUAACGACCGCGAAGAAGCGCAAGACACUGAAACUAGUCAUGAAUCGAACUUUCCUUCCACGUACCACAUGCCCUACGAGCGCCUUAGUUUAAAGAUUUCCAAAUCGGAUGCGUCCCAUGAGGCAGAUUUAUCGACAGGGGCGUGGUUGUCUGAUUACGAAUAUUAUGAUGAAGAUCAGCAAGAUGAGGAAGUGUCGUUCUACGGUACUCCUGACCCCGAAGAACCGGUGUCACAAAUACCCUGCGGAGGCUGUGGUGCUCUUCUGCACUGCAUCGAACCGAGCAUUCCCGGUUACCUGCCCAGCCAGCUGUUUAAAGGGAAAUCGAAAGGACAGCUCAUGACUACCAUUUGCCAACGGUGUCACUUUUUGAAGAACUACAAUCUAGCGGUGAAUGUGACAGUUUCAUCGGAAGACUACACCGAAAUGCUGCUCUCCAUCAAAGACAAGAAAGCAUUGGCAAUAUUGUUGGUGGAUUUGCUCGAUAUCCCCUGCUCGAUAUGGCCCGGGCUUGCCGACGUUUUGGGUCCACAGCGUCCGAUAAUUGUCGCAGGAAACAAGAUUGACCUGAUCCCGCAGGACUGUUCGGGUUAUUUGGAAAAUGUGCGCCAGUGCCUAACUAAGACCAUUAUAGAUGCAGGUUUCUCGCGAAACAACAUUAAGCACGUGUCACUUAUUUCCGCCAACACCGGUUUUGGCGUGGAGGAGCUCAUCACCAAAAUCCACAACGUCUGGGGGACGCGAGGUGACGUGUAUCUGGUCGGUUGUACGAACGUGGGCAAGAGCACACUCUUCAACACAUUGUUGCAGUCUGACCUGUGCAAGGUGCAGGCCACCGAUUUGGUUCAGAAAGCAACGGCCAGUCCCUGGCCUGGUACCACUUUACGCAUGCUGAAAUUCCCAAUCCUUCGACCAUCGGACUAUCGACUUUUCCAGCGAACGCAACGCUUACAACACGAUCGACACAAACUGAGGGCCGUACCUAGCCGGAAGCAUCUCGAACGGAGCAAGCAACAGGAGCCGGCGACGAUGAUUGGUUACAUUGGGCGCACGUUCGACAAGGAGCGCCAGGAAACGCUGGACGGGUUUUCAGUCACGCAGCGAACCGGCGCCAAUACUCCGAUUCCAAUGCUGAACGAAAAGAACGAAGUCUACGCCCGCAGUAAAUGGUGCUACGAUACACCGGGGGUCGUACAGCCGGAGCAAAUUCUGGACCUGCUAACGACGGAGGAAAUACUUCGCACCGUCCCCAAUCGCACGAUUCGUCCCCGUGCAUACCUUCUGAAGAAAGGAAUGACCAUUUUCCUAGCUGGUCUCGGACGCCUAGACUACGUCGAUGGGCCGGAGUCCGUUCGAGUAAUGCUGUACGCGGCUCCGACGCUUCCAACACUCAUCACCUACACAGCCGAGGCUGCUGAGCUGUACGAUGCGAUGCUCGGUUCGCCACUGCUGGCAAUUCCUACCGGUGGCCAGGAACGUUUGAGCAAGUGGCCACCGUUGCGAGCCGCGCCGGAUAUCCUGCUGUACAGUACGCACGAAAAGCAUCUGGCUUUGUGUGAUAUUUUGCUUUCAUCGGCCGGUUGGUUCGCCAUUCAUCUGGCGAAAGGUGCAGAAGCUGUCUUUCGAGCUUGGACUCCCGAUCGGCGGGGAGUGUACGUUCGACAACCACCACUGCUUCCGAAUGGAAUGGUGCUAAGGGGAAAGCGCAUCCGUGGAUCGUUGGCCUACCGAUAUGGGAAACCGUUUCAACCGUUUCAAGCUUAA